AUGCUCCUCUGUGGUGCAAAAUCCAAGCUUCAGCCCUUUGGGGAAAGCUACAGCUUCUCCAGUGACCUGCUGCCGUCUCUGGGAGCGAAUAUUAACCAGUCGAUCAAGCUGAGGAGGUUCAUAGUGUCGCCCUUUGAUUCUCGUUACAGAGCUUGGCAGAUGUUCCUGAUCCUACUCGUCGUUUAUUCUGCUUGGAUCUGUCCGUUCGAACUAGCAUUCAUGAGGCAUUUGCCGGCGAAGCUUUUCUGGGUCGAGAGCAUCCUCAACAGUUUCUUCGCGGUCGAUAUUGUACUCACCUUCUUCGUCGCAUACCUUGACCGGAGAUCGUACGUCUUGAUCGACGAUCCGAAGAAAAUCGCAGUCAGAUAUGUAUCCUCGUGGUUCAUCUUCGACAUCUUGUCGACCGCUCCAUUCGAAGCGAUCAGCCUUCUCUUCCGAGGCGACGGCAAUGAUCUCGGUUUCAAAACGCUGAACAUGCUGCGAUUGUGGCGGCUCCGCCGGGUCAGUUCUCUCUUUUCGAGGCUUGAGAAGGACAUCAGGUUCAACUACUUCUGGACGCGAUGCACAAAGCUGGUGUUAGUAACUCUCUUCGCCGUGCACUACGCUGGAUGCUUCAAUUAUCUCAUUGCCGACCGGUACCCUAAUCCCGAAAGAACAUGGAUAGGUGCAGUCAUGCCGAGCUUUAAAUCUGAAAGUCUAUGGGUUAGAUAUGUAACUGCAAUUUACUGGUCCAUUACGACGCUGACAACAACCGGUUAUGGUGACUUGCAUGCUGAAAACACCAGAGAAAUGCUAUUUGACAUCUUCUACAUGUUGUUUAACUUGGGGCUGACAGCUUACCUCAUCGGCAACAUGACGAACCUCGUCGUCCAUGGAACCAGCCGCACCCGACACUUCAGGGACACGAUUGAGGCAGCUUCAGAAUUCGCAGCAAGAAAUCAUCUGCCGAAGCGCAUCAAGGACCAAAUGCUCUCCCACAUAUGCUUGAGAUUCAAGACGCAGGGGCUGAAGCUGCAAGACCCCUUGAAUGAUCUUCCCAAGGGCAUUCGUUCCAGCAUAGCGAAUAAGCUCUUCUUUCCGAUUUUACGACAAGCCUACCUUUUCCGUGGAGUUUCCUUCAACUUCCUUCAUCAACUGGUAACAGAGACGCAGGCCGAGUAUUUCCCACCACGGGAAGAUGUGAUGCUACAAAACGAGGCGCCAACCGAUCUGUACAUAAUAGUGACAGGAGCUGUGGACUUGAGAUCAAAUGUUGAUGGGAAUGAACAAGUUCAUGGAAGGCUAGGAGCAGGGGAAGUGUUUGGGGAGAUGGGGGUCUUAUGCUGCAGCCCACAGCCAUUCACUGCACGAACCGUCGAACUAACACAAGUAUUAAGGUUGAGCAGCACCACAGUGAUGAACUUGAUUAAAGAGAACGUCGAAGACGCGAACACGGUUAUGAACAAUCUUUUAGAGAAAAUAAAACUACAACAACUAUCAGCUGCUGGAGUAGAGGAACAGAGCUUUGUUUCUUGCAAGGAGUCUUACAAAGUCCAAACGGAAGAAUCAUGGGAAGCCAGUUCGAUCGACGAUAGCAGCGUGCAGAUGCCUAGAAAAAGAGUCGUCGUUCAUAUUCUUUCAAGAAAGACAAGAAGUUCAAAGGAAGAACUAGGGAAGCUCAUAAACCUGCCUGGUUCUUUGGAGGACCUCUUCGAGAUUGCUAGAGAAAAGUUCACUGGUCAUCAGCCUACAAAGGUGCUCAAUCAAGAGAAUGCAGAAAUAGAUGACAUUAGAGUUAUUCGAGAUGGAGACCAUUUGUUUCUUCUAGAGGAGGAAGAUCGUGAUCAUUGUGUUUGACCUUUGGCAAAGUGGUGAUCACAUACAUCAAGUUUAUCACUAACAUCAACAUGUAGC
This is a messenger RNA of Zingiber officinale, 1893 nucleotides long. RefSeq names its product potassium channel KAT3-like. Gene Ontology annotation, cellular component: membrane. The transcript has 11 exons. Bases 1 to 1836 code for a protein of 611 amino acids. Gene Ontology annotation, biological process: potassium ion transport; transmembrane transport. The record is from RefSeq and is a predicted model, not a curated record. Gene Ontology annotation, molecular function: voltage-gated potassium channel activity. Lineage: Eukaryota; Viridiplantae; Streptophyta; Magnoliopsida; Zingiberales; Zingiberaceae.